This is a messenger RNA of Phoenix dactylifera (date palm), 2981 nucleotides long. The record is from RefSeq and is a predicted model, not a curated record. Lineage: Eukaryota; Viridiplantae; Streptophyta; Magnoliopsida; Arecales; Arecaceae.
UACCGAAUUCUUUUCUCAAUCACCUUCGCUUGACAAUUUCCACUCUCUCCCAUACUUGAUUCAGCUGACGGUCAAAAAAACUGGCACCACCACACGAUGAAAAAUGGACGGCUGUUGGUAAGGCCGCUUUCCUCCCUAAUUGGAAGCAACUCCUCCCUCUUCCCGCAAAAACACAUCCACCACCCCAUUUCCCUCCAAAACUCCACCUUCCUUGCUUCAAUUCUUCAGCACUACAUCAAUUCCAGCUCCCCCUCCCAUGGCCAAACCAUCCAUGCUCAAAUCCUCAAAGCCGGGCUCCGACCCAACACCAAUGUAUCCAUCAAGCUCCUCAUCCUCCACCUGAAAUGUGGUUCGUUGGCCAACGCACGCAAUAUGUUCGAUGGAAUGCCCGGGCCAACUCUCUCGGCCUAUAACUUCAUCAUCACUGGUUACUUCAAAAAAGGCCUUGCCAAGGAAUCACUUGAGCUUGUUAGAAAGCUUGCCUUCUCUGGUGAAAAGCCAGAUGGUUUCAUCUUGUCGAUGGUUCUGAAACUCUCCGCGACCUUGGUUUUGCUAAAUCUUGCGAGGCAGGUUCAUGCUCAGAUUAUCAAAUUGAUAUGCCAGUCGGAUGAUGUCCUCAUUGCGGCUCUGAUCGAUUCAUAUGUGAAGAAUGGGAAGGUCGGUUAUGCUAGGGGCGUUUUUGAUGCAUUGUCGGAAAGGAAGCUUGUGUGUUCCACUGCAUUGAUCGUUGGGUAUAUGGAUGAAGGUUCUUUCAGAAAAGCAGAAGAGAUUUUUGACAGCUUGAGGGAGAAGGAUACUGUGGUGUUCAAUGCUAUGAUUGAGGGGUACAGCAAAACAUUGGAUACUGCUGAAAAUUCGCUUGAAGUUUAUAAGACAAUGCAACAAUUGAGUUUUCAGCCAACGAUUUCCACUCUUGUGAGCAUAAUUGGAGCUUGCUCUCUGUUGUCAGCAUUGGAGUUUGGACGGCAGGUGCAUUGCCAAGUCAUCAAGAUUGGUCUUUUUUCCCAUGUAAAGUCUGGGAGUGCACUCAUAGACAUGUACUCUAAAUGUGGUAGAGUUGAGGAUGCAAGGGAUGCCUUUGAUCACAUGCCUGAGAAGAAUGUAUUCUCUUGGACUUCAAUGAUUGAUGGAUAUGGGAAGAAUGGUAUUCCAUGCAAAGCUCUUGAACUUUUCUAUGAUAUGAGGAGAACUUACAGUGUUAAACCCAAUUAUGCUACAUUCUUGAGUGCUCUAUCGGCUUGUGGGCAUGCAGGGUUAGUAUCAAGUGGCCAAGAUAUUUUUGAGAGCAUGGAGAGGGACUAUUCACUUAAGCCAAGGAUGGAGCACUAUGCUUGCAUGGUAGAUCUAUUGGGGCGCAGUGGGAAUCUGCGUGAAGCAUACAACUUUAUUAAAAGGAUUCCUGAGAGGCCAAGUUCUGAUGUGUGGGCAGCAUUGCUUGGAGCAUCUAGGCUUCAUGGCAAUUUGGACAUGGCAGAUAUUGCAGCAAAAGAGGUGUUUGAGUUGAGCAAAGAUUGGAGACCAGGAGCUUAUGUUGCUCUCUCCAACACGUUUGCAGCUGCUGGGAAAUGGGAGGGUGUGUGCCAAGUGAGGGAGUUGAUGAAAGAGAGGGGGGUCUCUAAAGAUACUGGUCGUAGUUGGGUUGGAACAGACAAAGGUCUGUGUGGCUUCCAUGUUGGUGAACUAAUAUGAUUUUGUAUUGGAGGAAAAGAAUUUGGCUUCAAAUAAUCUGUUGAGAGAAUCUGUAAGCAAAGUAGAAUGAUUCUCAGUGUGGAUACAAGAGAGUUGAUUUUGUAAUACUACAUUGGGACAAUGAUUAUAUGACUUUGGCCUGUUAAAAAACUCGACUUUUCGUCAGCUGGUAGUUCUUUCAUCUGGAAUGGUUUCAAUUCAUUGUGUAAAAAUUCUAUACCACAAUAAUCGUGAGAAAUGUGAACAAUCAAGCACCGAACACAGUGAACUAUUGUGGCAAUGGAUGACAGGAAAGGGUUCCAGGCCUUCAACCACAUAUUUUGUGGUUAGUAUUCAAGGUCUUCCUUAAAAUAGCUUAUGUCUCUGCAAAAAGUUAUAAAAUCUUCUCAAAGGCUCUGAGAUGAUCCAUUGCUGAAGUAGCUGCUCUUGUACUUGCCUAUAUCCUGCAUUCCUCCUGAGCUGAGUAGUUGGAAUUAUGAGAUGAUAUUAUCUCCAGAACUCCUCAUCAUCUGACGGUCAAAGUAUCAAGUCAUCACAAGGUGAGACCACAGAGGAAGAGAUGAUAAAUUGCCGAAAGUAGUUCAGUUCAUACAACAUUGCAAGGCAACGAAAGACACUUGAUCAAUGACCAUUCUUUAUGUGAGGGGUGGGGAUUUGGACACAAUCCCAAACAUGUGGCCACGGCAAGACCAACCGUUUCCUAUCGAUCAACACGCGAUCCUAUCAUCUCACUCAUCUCUCAUUUCUCCCAUAGAUAAAAAGAAAUCUAAAGAAGCUCAUCUCCAAACUUGCGGAGAGGAAGCUCCAUCCAUUCCCAUGGCUUGCACCACUCUCUCAGCUGCUGCCGCCCCUUCUCAGCAGCUUUGCUCUGGGAAAAAUGGGGCCUUUUCACCAUCCCAAGCUCUUCUAUGCAAGCCUGAGAAAGGGCUGUGCUUGGGGAGGGGGAGGAUUGGGAGGAUCACUUGCCAGGCGACGAGCAUUUCUGCAGACAGAGUGCCAGACAUGGGCAAGAGGCAGCUGAUGAACCUUCUUUUGCUGGGAACCUUGUCGCUGCCCACUGUGGCGAUGUUGGUCCCCUAUGGCUCCUUCUUUGUUCCCCCUGGUUCGGGAGGAGAAGGUGGGGGAGUCGUUGCAAAAGAUGCUCUUGGAAAUGAUGUUAUUGCAGCUGAAUGGCUUAAAAUUCAUGGUCCUGGUGAUAGAACACUUACCCAAGGGUUAAAGGGUGAUCCUACUUAUCUUGUCGUGGAGAAUGACAAAACUCUUGCAACCUAUGGCCUAAAUGCUGUCUGCAC